Molecule: messenger RNA, 2367 nt
Organism: Seminavis robusta
Lineage: Eukaryota; Bacillariophyta; Bacillariophyceae; Naviculales; Naviculaceae
Source: the annotation of a GenBank genome assembly
AUGAUCUUGUUCAUGGUUGGAUCUUGGAUUUGGAUGGGACAAUACUGCAGCUGCCCAAGUAACCUCUAUCUGUUACGUGGGAUUGUCCUCUGGAUGACUGCAGAUACCUGGGAACAGCUUGUCUCCUUACAUCAGAGUAUCUAUCCUCAACCUUCUCACAACACAUGGUGGGGUCUGCAGUUGUUCGGCUUCCUUGUCCAGCGACUCCAGCGUUCUGCAGCAGUCAUCCAAGCCAUUGUCAUUACUCAUGGAGCCAUCAACCCUUUGGACCGGGUAGUGUUUGGUACUUGCAUCUUGAAGGACAUCCUUGAUGUUUGUUUCCAGGCACAAUUACUGUAUUCACACCGUAUCAAGAGAAUUGACCGUUGCAACCUUGAAAAGCUUGCUACUCUAGUUGACAUUGAAAGCAACCACUUGCCUCAUCGUCAACCUGGAUGUGAUGAAGUGCUUGAGUCCAAAGACCCCACCAAAACCAGUUGCUUUCCCAAGCCUUUCACUGAGGCACCUCCAGAGUUGGAUGACCUUUUGGCCCUUCCAGAAUUUGACAAGACUACCCAAUGGGAGUUGUCAGCGGUGGACUUUCAACGACUGACACAAACGAGACUAAAGAUGAUUGCUCAGACUCGCGUCUUUCAGCUCAGUCUGUUACCAGGCAUGGGCAAGGGAGGCAAAACCGACCCAGGAGGAUGUCGUCAACUGCUUGAGGGCUUCCAUUGGCUUGGCCAAUACGAUUUAUCCCUGUUUGAUGUUGUUGGUGUUCAUUGCAUUGGUGGAAAUGUUGUCUUCAUCCAUGGAAGUGAGGAGCAACUCUCUGAGAAUCGUGACAGAAUUGAUGCAAUGGAUGAUGUCUAUUGCUUUGGUGCAACUGAACUUUCUCAUGGCUCCAAUGUAAAGCAGAUUCAAACAACCGCAGAAUAUGAUCCCAAGACGGAUGAGUUUGUGUUGACAACACCUUCUGUAACAGCAUGCAAGUAUUGGAUUGGCAAUUCAACAUUUGUUGCAGACUAUGCUGUUGUUCUUGCCCGCUUGCUUGUAAAGGGCGAAGAAAGGAGUAUUUCAUGGCUUCGUGUGCCUCUCUGGAAAAGUAAAGAGUCCAAUGAACACUUUCCUGGAGUUACCAUCAGGGAUAUUGGUGUCAAAGCUGGGUGCAAUGGAAUUGGCAAUGGAUGCAUCACAUUUGAUCAUGUUCGUGUGCCAAGAAGUGCUCUGAUGUCUCAGUUUUGUGAAGUGGAUGAAGCUGGUGAUUUUCAGUCUGCACUGAGCAGCAGUGACCUGUUCUUGCGGUGUAUGCAAACCUUUGUACUCGAGCGAGUUGGUGUUGCUGCAUGUGCCAUCGGUGCUGCAAAGACAGCAAUAUAUGUUGCUCUCCGUUAUGCUGCAGUUAGGCAUCAAUUUGGCCCCGAUGGUGAUGAGGUUCCUCUCAUAUCUUACCCGAUGCAUCAGAGGCGCAUCAUGUCACAUGCAGUCCGCUUGUUUGUUGGCAAAGCAACAGUUGAUAGGAUCAGCAGAAUAGGCCAAGAAACGUUUCACCCGUACAAGUUUGGUGAUGAUCGAAAGAAACUUCAUGCACUUUCAUGUUUGGUGAAAGCCUUUGGCACAUGGGAGAGCUUUGCGGCAGCUCAGGAAGCUAGGGAGCUUUGUGGAGGCAAUUCUUAUGCAGCAACCAGUCAGAUUGGAAUGUCACGAAAUGACCUUGAUGUUACUCUCACUUUUGGAGGAGACAAUUCCAUUCUUGCUCUGGAAGUAGCGAGGCAUCGGUUGAAGGAAAUCAAGGAAUGGUCCACUGUAAAGAAGCUUCUUGGACCAACUAAACCAACAACCAGAAGCAUUUUCAUUGCUGACCAACAAAACCCCACCACAGCCAUGGAUAAGUGCCUGAAGCUACUGGUUUACCGUGAAGAAAGCAUGCUUUUAUCAGUUGGAAAGAAGCUCUUUGCAGAUAAGGACAAAGGAUUUCGUGGGUUUACUGAAAACAGCUUCGAAAUGCGGGAGGUAGCAGCAGCUGUCUAUGAUCGCAUGUGUGUUGAAACAUGGUUAGAGGAGCAAAUGGAUCAGGGACAGUUGUAUUGCGAGAUUGGUCUCUUGGAUGCUCUCCAGCGGGUACAAAAGCAUGCAUCUUGGUACUUUGCAAAAGGUGCCAUGAAUGCACCAACCCAUGAAGCUAUCGAAGGCAUCAUCACAAACACUUCUGGGAUCUUGGGACGCAAGCAUGAGCGGGUGUUGGAGGCCCUCUAUGUCCCCCAGAAUCUAGUCAAGGACUGUCCUCUGGUCCAAUCAGACUAUUCUCAAGCAAUUUAUGAUCUCACCUACCCCACUUGUGGCACUGGCAAGCCAUUGGGUAAGAAUCCUUUGACUGUGUCUGCUUGA